Messenger RNA from Wyeomyia smithii (pitcher-plant mosquito), 1101 nucleotides. RefSeq names its product odorant receptor Or2-like. Gene Ontology annotation, biological process: sensory perception of smell; detection of chemical stimulus involved in sensory perception of smell. Gene Ontology annotation, molecular function: odorant binding; olfactory receptor activity. Gene Ontology annotation, cellular component: plasma membrane. Bases 1 to 1101 code for a protein of 366 amino acids. The transcript is spliced from 6 exons. The record is from RefSeq and is a predicted model, not a curated record. Lineage: Eukaryota; Metazoa; Arthropoda; Insecta; Diptera; Culicidae.
AUGGAUCUUCUAACCUGUCCGAUAAUUUCGGUUGACGUUCGCGUUUGGCGCUUCCGUUCGUUCAUCCUGAGGCACAACGCCAUGCGGUACAUCUGCAUCAUCCCAGUAGGCUUGAUGAAUGUGUUCUUGUGUAUCAAUAUCUAUCAAACGUGGGGCAACCUCGUGGAGAUGAUUUUCGACACCUUCUACGAUGUGUUUUCUCCAAUUCGAUUGUACCUAAGUUGUGCUACUGUUCCAUUUUUGGGGAACGUUGCCUCCGUGUACGAGGAACUGCAGACAAUUGAUGAUCGUGUGGUGCAGAGUCUGAUCGCCAGUCUGACUCGAAAAGCCAGAAAAUUAUCCAUCGGAAAUCUAUCGGCGUCGAUCAUCGUCUGCACUUGCUACGUCGUUUAUCCGCUGUUAACCAGCAACCGUAGAUUGCCCCACAACAUGGACAUACCGGGGGUCAAUGUCCUGGAUUCGCCUCAGUAUGAAAUUUUAUACAUCAUCCAAGGGCUGUUGACGAUUCCCGCCUGCUGCAUGUACUUACCGUUUACCAACAUUUUCUCAUCGGUUACCUUGUUCGGGUUGAUUCAAAUCAAAACACUGCAACAUCAGUUGGCGACAUUCAAGGUUACGACGAGUGAGAGUUUGAAUACUACCGUUAAUAAGUUUAUCGAGGAUCAUUUGCGGAUCAUAACCUACGUGGAGGAUAUUAACGCAUUGGUAGCCAACAUAUGCUUUGUGGAGUUUGUACUGUUCGUCAUGCUACUUUGCGCUUCGCUAUUUUUUCUUAACAUAAUUAAGAGUCAAUUCCAGAUGGUGAUCAUUUUGGUGUAUAUUUUCAUGAUAGUUGUACAGGUUUUCGUAUUUUAUUGGCACGCCAAUGAGGUUCGCGAAGCCAGCAAGGAAAUUGCCAACGCCGCCUAUGAUGGACCGUGGUAUGAAGCUGAUCAAUCGAUUAAAAAAAAUCACAAGAAGCUACUGUUGAUUGCCCUACGGGCUCAGCGUCCGCUGGAGGUAACGCUGGGAAAUGUUUAUUCGAUGACGUUGGAAAUGUUUCAAACACUGCUGAAGGUAUCCUACACGUACUUUACUGUGCUGGGACAAAUUUCUGAUUAG